Messenger RNA from Melanotaenia boesemani (Boeseman's rainbowfish), 4942 nucleotides. Its product is annotated as neurexophilin-1. The record is from RefSeq and is a predicted model, not a curated record. Gene Ontology annotation, molecular function: signaling receptor binding. Bases 514 to 1365 code for a protein of 283 amino acids. The transcript is spliced from 2 exons. NCBI's taxonomy places the organism in Eukaryota, Metazoa, Chordata, Actinopteri, Atheriniformes, Melanotaeniidae.
UGUUAAAUCGUCUGUUCGCUCUUGCCAGUCUCAGGAUUGCUCAGUUUCUGCAAGAGGGUGCAGCUCCAUCCAUCCAGGAUCACCACUGGCACCGGUGACCAGAAAUGAUCAACACACUUCCCAGUGAAGUCAUCUCCCGCUGAGAUCUCGGAUCUCUUCAUGCUUUUGAAUGGAUGAUAACAGCCCACGGCGCAAACAUGGAUCUCUCACACCACAACUAAUGUGACUCAAACACGGGAUCGGGGGGGAAAGAGCAGACAGAACAGAGGCUCUUCAAGUGGUUUCCACGUAUUUCUUUUUGUUUGUUUGUUUGUUUUUGUCGUUGGUUUGUAGAAGCAGCACUUGAGCCCGCUUUGGAUAUGGGACCGUGCGCCAGCCGAGAGGGACCUGGUGUCGUAGGAAGAGCAUCUUCCUGAAGGAGGAAAAGCCCGCGUUCGGGAUUUUUUUUCUCUAACAUUUCUAACAUAUAGGCAUAUACAUAUUUUUUUUUCUUUUUCUACUGUGGAGGGGGAGAUGAGAGUUUUACGCACCGGAAUGAUGCGUCCCAACCACGGCUUCAUCCUGCUCCUCCUCAACGGAACCGCUUGUUUGGUGGUGAUGGGUCAAGAAGAUGACUCUACCAGCCCCAAGAGCUCUUCAGAUGAAUCCUCCAAGACGGUGGGCCUUCUGAGUGGGCAGACAUCCCUCUCACCCCUGAGCCGCUGGAUGCUGAGCAGUAAAAGCAGAGCUGCAAAUGCCACCUCUCUAGAUUUGCCCUACCGCACCCCAGUCCCUUUCUCCAAGCAGGAGUUUUCUAAACAGGAGUUCUGGGAGAUGUUAGGCAGUGACCUACUCAAACCUGACACCUCAAGCUCCAGAGUCAAACGCCGGCCAAUUGUUAAGACCGGCAAGUUCAAGAAGAUGUUUGGCUGGGGAGACUUCUAUUCCAAUAUCAAAACAGUGCGGCUUAACCUGCUGAUCACUGGCAAGAUCGUAGAUCACGGUAACGGCACGUUCAGCGUCUACUUUCGCCACAACUCCACAGGCCAGGGCAACAUCUCGGUCAGCCUGGUGCCACCCGUCAAGGCGGUGGAGUUCGACCUGGAGCGCCAGAGUGUGGUCUACCCCAAGGACUCCAAGAUCUUCAACUGCCGCGUGGACUAUGAGAAAGUAGACCGAAGCAAGCGCACCUCGUUGUGCAACUACGAUCCAUCCAAGACCUGCUUUCAGGAACAAAUCCAGAGCCACGUGUCUUGGAUUUGCUCCAAGCCUUUCAAAGUCAUCUGUAUCUACAUUUCCUUCUACAGCACGGACUACCGCCUGGUGCAGAAGGUUUGCCCGGACUACAACUACCAUAACGAGAUGCCCUACCUGCCCUCGGGCUAGAAGAGAUGUAGGGGGGAGGAAAGAGGAAAAGGGGAAGAGUGGGAGUGUGUUAACUUGUGGUGAGGAAAAUAGGGCUGUAAAUGCCGGAGUGGCAGCAAAACAAUUUAAAAAAAUCUGUAGCCUGACUAUUGUAAGAUGUAAAAUCAUAUAUGCAAACGAACCCUACAGUAUGCAGAUAAUAAGGGAUUUGAAAUGCUUAAUGACAACAUUCAUUAGCUUGACUGGCAGUCAAAAUAUAGUACCACCGACAUGCACAUUCUUACCUCAGUCCUGCUUCUAUUUGCCAACUUUUCACCAGCAUUUCUCUCACCCAUUUUUGCAUUUGUGAAUUUUGUUUGAAUGUUCUAAUCACCUAUUAAAAUACUGCUCUUUUGCAAAGUCACAAGGCAGUAUGAAAAGUGAAAGAGGGCUUUUAAAUGCUGAUUUGAUCCACCAGAGAGGUACAGACAAAUUUAGACUAUUACAAUAAUCAUAUUGUGUUUAACAUUGCAUGCACUAUAGUCAUGAUUUAAACAUACCACAGGGAAAAUGAAACACUAAUUUUCUCACAAAGUGCAGGUGAAUGAAGAGUGUAACCAACCACAUCUUCAUUAAGGUCACAAUCAGACUUUUUAAAGGACGUUCUGUAUGAAAACUCCAUCUUCUUUAACGUAGACAUCCCCCUCGUUGCAGACGUGUGUUUACCCACCAAAUCUAAUCACAAUACAUUCUUCAGUCAUGUUGCUGCUACAUAAAAUUUGCAAAGAAAAGAAAAUUGCUCAACAACGAUCCAGGGCCACAGCUUAAGACAAGUUCAGUGUGAGGGGAAUUACUAGAUUGUGCACAGAGAUAGAAUUGGCCCUCCACACUUAAGAGAGCAAGAGCAAGGUAGGGGAGUGAGAAACGGAGAGAUUCAGUGAGCCCUUUUAAUUAAAGUGGAGAAGGAGACGCAGAGUAUGCGGCGCCUUCUAUUGUCCCCUCUGUAUGAAAAAGAUUACAUUUUGUUGCUGUCAGGAUUCCUGAUUUCACGCCUUGAUAACUUUGACUCUGUGAGGGAGAUUGCUCUCUCCCCACAAAUUCUGUUCUCACUAAAGUCAGCCCGUUAUCUUGAAUAAAUGAAAAUAUUAUCAUAAUAAUUACAUAUAAUUUAAUCUCUUUUAGAACUAAUUAAGGUUUCAACUAGAGGGUAAAUGUAUUUCUGAAAAUCAAGUCAAUGGGAAGGAGGAUAAGAAGACGUUCUUGGGGAUUGUUGUGAUGCUUUUGUGUGGAGCCAGAAGCCAAAGCUCGACCCAGAGUUAACUGCUCUCAUUAAGAUAAAUGGCCACUGGCUGGCCCAUCUCAUGUUACUCUCACAAACAAUAUCAGUGGAAAGCGGCGCACAAUGGAGAAACGAAUUAGGUUGGCUGGCAUUUUUGCGUGCUGAGAGGUUACCGCUGCAGCAUUUAUGGGGACACAAUGACUUCUUGGUUAAUUAACAAUGAACAGUCACACGACAGGUGUAAAGAGUCAUUAAACAGCAGUAUCAGAUAUGCUGCUUGAUGCCAAUGUACUGUGACAUCAGUGAUAAAGAACAGAUCUGUGCAUAGGCAUGCUUGGCUGAAACUGCACAACAGUGUCCCAGGUGGACUCAAGCAGCAGUGAAUGGUCACCGUGAAGCUGUCCUCCUGUGGGGGGUAGCAUAAGGCCAGACAUAAAUGCAUCACUUUGGCUGUACAGUGUGAGCAGCAGAAGGAGGGAAAACACAGUCACAGGGGCUAAACAUAGAAACAAAGACCUGUAAAUCUGCACAUCAAAGCUCUUAGUUUGUAAUUUCCUCUUAAAGGGGGGGGGCUUCUCCCAUAUGAAACAAAAUCAACUCGUGGCCCAGAGCAAAUGGCAGCAGCACACAAACAGAAAGCUGCAUUACUCAUAGCCAUUAUAAAUGUUUUUUUCUGCUUCAGACCUCUGUCUCUUAAACACAUAUGCCAUAGCUGCUUCAAUCCUCUGCUUGUUGACAACAUUUGCCUGCCGCUUCUCCUAUUAUAAGUGUUUCCAAAAUCAUUAACACAGCUAUAAGCAUUAAGAAUUAGAAAAAAUGUUGAAACUCACUUUGGUUUCACUCCCUUCUCAGUACCAGUUUGUGCUUUAUUUAUUUGAAAGAAUACAUACAUACCGAGUCCCAGUGGAGCAUACAUUAUAAGUUAGGCAGCAUCUCAAACUGAAUGCCUGACGCCUGUUUGAAGGUCCUUCUUCUGCACUGCUGGAUGGAAUAUAAAGUUUCCUGUAUUUUAGAUGCAUCAACCAGCAUGAAUGAACCACUGCUUUUGCUCUGUUCAUCCAUUUCCUCAUCCUCCAGCUCUUGCUGUCCUUUCCCUCCCAGACAUCUGCAUGUUAUUCAGCUGUACACCCUACUGUCUUUAUGCUGUUAUCAUAUGUAAGACUGGCCUCAGUCUUCAUACGCUGUCUACCCGGGGCUGAACCCUGGUGUGGGUAGUUCCUGACUGCUGCCCCGGCAGCCCUCCUGAUCUCAGUGCUGAGCUGAGAUGGCUAAUGUCUUUGAGCUUAAUGUCGAGCUAGCUGAACAUAAGCAGGGAGAACUCCCCUCUUUCCUCCUCUAUCAGUUUCUCUCUAUAUCUCUAUAUCCCAUCAAACAAAUGUGUGUGCACACAGAGACUUAAGAUGUAUUGGUUUAGGUAUUUCCUCUCUCCUGUUCAAAGCAUCUUACAUAAGCCUCUGGAUUGGGAAGACGUGAAAUGUCCUGGAAAGCAUGCCAACGGAGUGCUGAACACAGAUACGCCCCAGUAACCUCAAACACCCCCACCCCAAUCCCGCAGGGCAUCAUGAGAGAAGUUGGAAACUCAGACAAGGAUGGUAUGAAAGCUGUGCAACAUAAGCCCACAGCGCUGUAGCAAUGUAGAAACAACAAGGACACAUGUUGGGCUACCCACCAAGAAGAAGCUCCUUACCGAUUAAGAUUCACAGCAAUACUCUCACAGAGGCUCCACCCUCUCUGUCGCUCCGGGAUGGGCAGAAAGGCUGCUGGACUAAAUUUUGCAGACUGUCAUGUUGCUGUGGGAUGGACAGUGUUGUCAUGGCAGCAGCCUUAUUAUUUACCCAUCUGGUGCCAACAGACAUGUGAAUAUCUGGCCUUAGAGACCAUGAGACAACAUUGGUCUACUCAACAAGAAAUAAUAACAAAAUCAGACUUUUGAAAACAUAAGUAUACAUAUAUAAAUAUAUAUAUAUAGAUAUAUAUAUAUAUAAAAGCUAAGAGUCCUCAGAACUGAAUAAAGUUCUGGGUGAAAGUUGUCCGUUUUACCUUUUUGUUUCUUAUCAGUUUGUUUCUCUGUGCCAUGUGGAUGAUAUACUGUAUGGAUGAUAUGAUGGCAUUUACUGUGGUUUUCAACAUUCUAUAAAUCAAUAAAGUACACAGAGGUACUUCAGCCACUUAAACUACAGAGAAACAGGCUCUGGUCUUAUAACUGGUUGCAUUCCCCUGUGCAGGUAGUGUGUCAACAAUCAUGCAGUCUCUGUUUUCUUGUAUUUUCAUACCCAAACCGGAGGUAGAAAAAAAAAAGAAAGAUGUGACAGAAAUUUUUGCUUGAGGCUCUUGCAGAUA